AUGUCAAACUUAAAUUUCUCUCAACUCCUGCUGGCACUGCUUUUAACCAGCAGUUACGCAUUGGCAUCUGAAAAAUGUAUUUAUUGUCGGGGUAUUAAUUGCCAAAGGACUAGUUACGAGGCGGAUGAUCAGUGUUCGGAUAAAUUGGAUGCCUGCGUGAUUGUUUUUUACGAUGGAUUUGUUCAGGCUCAAGGAUGUCUGGAAGGCCUGGAGGAUGAUUUAAGAAAAAAUUGUCAGGAGGAUAAUAAGGGACAGUCAGUUAACCGCGAAAUCUGUAUAACGGAAAAGUGCAAGGUGGCUCCAACAACAUACAGCUGUCUUCAGUGUAAUAGCUCAGAGGUAGUUAUUCGAAUAAUAAAAUAUUAAACCAAAAACCUUAUCAUUUUAAAACCUUUAUCAUUUCAGUGUGCUGAAUCUCCAGAGCUUCUGAAAGCUAAAGAAUGCGCUAUUCCGAGAUCUGGUAGAGGUUUUUGCUUUGCCAGUUUGGUGGGAGAUCGUGUGGAGAGAGGAUGUUCCUUGACUCUUUCAGAUCAAGAAAAUUGUCUGGCUAAUCCAAAUUGUCACUUGUGCGAUCCCUUGGAACAACCCCGAUGCAAUGAUCAACUUAUAAAAGCAGAUUCCUCAACCACUCAAGACCCAGCGGAAUCCACUAGUUCAUCAACUGAGUCUACACCUAGUUCAUCAAUAACAACAGAAUCAACAUCGAGUUCUUCAACAAGUUCUUCAACAAGUUCAACAACAAGUUCUUCAACAAGUUCCUCCACAAGUUCUUCUACAAGUUCUUCCACAAGUUCUUCAACAAGUUCAUCCACAAAAUCACCAGAAACUACCCAAUCAACCACAGAACCUUCGAUAACCGAGGAGAUCCCAACAACAACGGAAACACCCAGUUCGGCAUUUGGUUUACGUGCUUCCGUGUUCCUAAUAUUUACUCAAUUGGCUUUUUGUGCUCACAACGUACUUCAAUAAUACAAAUAAUACCUAAAAAAUUUCCACCACCUUGUCCGGAACGGAAUCUAUGUACGACUAUUAUUAAAGUAAUUUUUAUGACGCGAUCAUAAGUUUUUUGUCACUAUUAAUAUUUACUCAAUUGGCUUUUUGUGCUCACAACGUACUUCAAUAAUACAAAUAAUACCUAAAAAAUUUCCACCACCUUGUCCGGAACGGAAUCUAAGUACGACUAUUAUUAAAGUAAUUUUUAUGACA
Molecule: messenger RNA, 1206 nt
Organism: Drosophila subpulchrella
Lineage: Eukaryota; Metazoa; Arthropoda; Insecta; Diptera; Drosophilidae
Product: protein SLG1-like
Source: RefSeq, a predicted model, not a curated record